Molecule: messenger RNA, 798 nt
Organism: Pestalotiopsis fici W106-1
Lineage: Eukaryota; Fungi; Ascomycota; Sordariomycetes; Amphisphaeriales; Sporocadaceae
Exons: 1
Coding region: 1-798 (265 amino acids)
Source: RefSeq, a predicted model, not a curated record
AUGGGCCCCGAAAAGCCCCUGUCAGCUUCCAGCCGAAAUGCUCUGUCAUCUCGGAUUGGAGCGCACUUGAAAGGAAAACCAAGCGCCAAAACGUUUGACAAGCUUUGCGUUUGGUCAGGACCUAUUUCUGCAUUCUUCUUCUUUUUACUCUUUCUCACUGCAGACCUUUUACCUCCCAUUGCGCCCUAUCGCACAGCAGAAGAGGUAGUCGCUCACUAUCGCUCACAUGAAGCUGGAUUCAAGGCCGGCGCCGGUCUGAUGCAAUUCACCGGCAUGUUUUACUGUGCCUUUGUGGCGGCUACAUCUGGUCAAAUGGCGAGAAUUCCGGGCUGCACGCACACCAUGAUUGCCUGCCAGUCCAUCAGCGGUACCAUUUCUGCCUACUCCAUCACUCUCCCAUCAUUAUUCUUCUGCAUCACGGUUUUCCGGCUUGAUCGACCUCUUGAGCUCACGCUUCUUCUCAACGACAUGACGUGGAUGAUUACGGCGAUCCCUUUUGUCACCUUUAUCGGCUCCAACUUUGCCUUUUCCUGGGCGAUACUGAGCGAUACAAGGGAAGUUCCCCUAUUUCCUCGCUGGGUUGCCUAUGCCUCUUCGAUCUGGCCCCUGGGAUUUCUUGGAGCCUUGGGUAUUCAUUGUAGCAAGCGAGGGGCUUUUGCUUGGCAUGGAGCGAUGGCAUUUUGGGUUCCAGCCGCCUCCUUUGGUUUUUCUCUGCUUCUCAACACUUACUACCUGCUAAAGGCGAUUGACAAGCAUGAUGAGCCAAAUGCACAUUUACAACAUGAAGUGGGACACUGA